Elgaria multicarinata webbii is the source of this 2030-nucleotide messenger RNA. It is a transcript of the gene GPR173, whose product is annotated as G protein-coupled receptor 173. Gene Ontology annotation, biological process: G protein-coupled receptor signaling pathway. Gene Ontology annotation, molecular function: gonadotropin-releasing hormone receptor activity. The record is from RefSeq and is a predicted model, not a curated record. The transcript has 2 exons. Bases 305 to 1417 code for a protein of 370 amino acids. NCBI's taxonomy places the organism in Eukaryota, Metazoa, Chordata, Lepidosauria, Squamata, Anguidae. Gene Ontology annotation, cellular component: plasma membrane.
CCCAUCCCUUCCUGGGAAAAGGAAACAGGACUGGCCCUGUCUCCAAGGCAACAGCUCUGGGGCAUCCCUAGCCAGUCUCCCUUGAUAGGGUGUGAGCCUUGAGCAGCCAGGACAGGAUAGGGUGGAUCGGGAGGAGGCUCUUAGCUCUCUCCCCCGCAGCCAGCUGGUUGGGGUAUCAUCUCUACCACUGAUUUUCCAGACCAGAGGAGCGGAGAAAAUGCCUCCCUUUAGCACUGGGGUCAUGGGCCAUCACCGCGCACGUCGCCGCUGACCCAGAUUCCCCCUUUCCUUCCCCCACCUAAAGAUGGCCAGUGCAAAUGAGACUGAAGAGGCCCACGGCUCAGCACCACACGCAGCCUCCACCUAUGCCAAGCUGCUGAUCCUGGGCCUCAUUAUCUGUGUGAGCCUGGCAGGGAACCUAUCCCUCUCACUGCUGGUGUUGAAAGAGCGCGGCCUCCACAAGGCCCCCUACUACUUCCUGCUGGACCUGUGCCUGGCUGACGUGAUCCGCUCCGCUGUCUGCUUUCCUUUCGUCCUUGUCUCCAUCCGCCAUGGCUCUGCCUGGACCUACAGUGUGCUGAGCUGCAAGAUCGUGGCCUUCAUGGCUGUCCUCUUCUGUUUCCAUGCUGCCUUCCUCCUCUUCUGCAUCAGUGUCACCCGCUACAUGGCUGUGGCCCACCACCGCUUCUAUGCCAAACGCAUGACCUUCUGGACGUGCAUAGCUGUCAUCUGCAUGGUGUGGACUUUGUCGGUGGCUAUGGCCUUCCCACCGGUCUUUGAUGUAGGGACCUACAAGUUCAUCCGUGAGGAGGACCAGUGCAUCUUUGAGCAUCGCUACUUCAAAGCCAAUGACACCUUGGGCUUCAUGCUCAUGCUAGCUGUGCUGAUCUUUGCUACCCACGUCGUUUACAUCAAGCUCCUUCUCUUUGAGUACCGCCAUCGCAAGAUGAAGCCCGUCCAGAUGGUUCCAGCUAUCAGCCAAAACUGGACGUUCCAUGGGCCUGGAGCCACUGGGCAAGCCGCGGCCAACUGGAUUGCUGGCUUUGGCCGUGGUCCCAUGCCUCCCACCUUGUUGGGCAUCCGGCAGAAUGCCCAUGCUGCCAACCGGCGCUUGCUGGGCAUGGAAGAAUUCAAGGCUGAGAAGAGGCUAGGCAGGAUGUUCUACAUCAUCACCUUGCUCUUCUUGGUUCUCUGGUCACCCUACAUUGUGGCCUGCUACUGGAGGGUAUUUGUCAAAGCCUGUAGCAUCCCCCACCGCUACCUCUCCACAGCUGUUUGGAUGAGCUUCGCCCAAGCUGCUGUCAACCCUAUAGUUUGCUUUCUACUCAACAAAGACCUCAAGAAGGGCUUAGUGGCCCACAUCCCCUGCUGGAGGACAGAGCCUGAACUACCUAGAGAGCCUUACUGUGUGAUGUGAGGAGUGCUGAGGGUUGGCUGAAAGGCAUCCACCCGUGCCAAACUGAACUUGGGUUUCAUUUUCUUUCUUUCUUAUACAUCACACAAGAUGCCAAACAAUGGGUCGUUCUUCUUCCCCUGCAACUUUGGUCAUGGUUCCUCAGAGUAUUUGGUAUCACAAAUGGACUCUGAUCUCUCAGUUAUGCUAGGGCAAAUAUCGAAAAUAACCCAUUAACUGUAAUGAGAACAGAGCUGGAUUCUGGUCUCAUCUCCCCUAGGGUAAAUCCAGAGCAAUACGAUGACUGUAACUGAUCACCAGUAGUAUUCCAUCCAGUUCUUAGAAAGGGUGCAAAACACCCUGUGUUUUACAGAGCCUUCGUGUUUUGAUAGCCUCCAAACUCUACCAAAUUGCUAAAAUCACUCACCACAAAAACCCCUAGAACUAACACCUUCCAAGCUUCUUAGUAUCCAUUGUUUCCUUGAUCUGGCACUUAUAAAGUUAUGCAUGGCACCACUGAAAGGCCAGGGUCAGAUUUUUGAGUUUAGAUCUCUCAGAGUGAAGGCAGAGCCAUCCCACUCCCUGGGACAAAAUGGGUUUAUGCUCAGCAGGGUUGAUUUAAUUUUACACCUGGAAG